Brenthis ino (lesser marbled fritillary) is the source of this 1236-nucleotide messenger RNA. Lineage: Eukaryota; Metazoa; Arthropoda; Insecta; Lepidoptera; Nymphalidae. The record is from the annotation of a GenBank genome assembly.
AUGUUACUAAAAAUAUUCUUUUUAAAUAUUUUAUGUGCUGUUUGUGCUGAAAUAGUGAGUUAUGACAAUUUUUCACUAUACAGGAUAUAUGCGAAAAGUGAAAGAGAUUUAAAAUUUCUGAAUGGACUUGAGGAAAGCUCUGAUCUACAUUUGUGGAAGUCAGCUAAUAAAAUCGGAGAUUAUGUGAGCAUUAUUGCUUCACCGACAAAGAAAGUUCAAUUAGAGGAAUCAUUUAAGAACAGAAACAUUAACUAUGACAUUAUGUUAAAAAAUGUUCAAGAAGCGUUUGAAGAUCCGAUAAUAAGAAGGAAACGUGAUUUAAGAAAUCAGUUGUUCUGGACCAAUUAUCAAACAAUGGAAGAUAUUUACGCAUGGUUUCAACACUUGGCAAAUACUUACAGAGAUAUCGUUUCGAUUAUUCAUGCAGGGAAAUCAUAUGAAGGCAGAAAUAUUACUGGUGUAAAAAUAUCUCGUCGUUCUAGUAGGCGCGCUAUAUUUAUCGAAGGUGGGCAAGUAGCAGCAGAUUGGUUAUCCCCAACUGUUGUUACAUAUAUCGUUGAUCAGCUUGUAAAAGGUGAUGACCCUGUUUUGAGACAAGCUACAGAAGACUAUGAGUGGCAUAUCUUCCCUAUACUUAAUCCUGAUGGACAUGAGUUCACACAAAAUUCUAAUAGACUUUGGCUUAAAAACAGAAGACCUACAUCAGGUUCAGCUGUUGGUACUGAUUUGACAAAGAAUUGGAACUCACAAUGGGGAGUGAGAGGAGGCAGUUUCAAUCCUUCAGACAGUAAUUAUAUUGGUUUAGGACCGUUCUCGGAAGUAGAGACCAGAUCUAUUUCGAGAUAUAUUGCGAACAUGCCUGCUAUACUAUCUGCUCAUCUAUCCUUCAGAGCUUUUGGACAACGACUUCUUAUACCUUCUGCACACACAACUUCGCAUAUGUACAAUUAUAAUGAGACGGUUUUAAUAGGAAGGCGGGCAAUGGGAUCUUUAGCUGUACGUUACAAUACACAAUAUAUGGUUGGAACGUCUAUGGAAGUGCAUGAUGGUGCAACCGGUAAUAUGGCUGACUGGAUCAAGCAUCAAUAUAACCCUCCUGUUGUAAUGACUUACCAUUUAAGAGAUACUGGUAACUGGGGUUAUAUUCUUCCUGUUGAUCAAGUUCUUCCUACGUGUGAAGAGACCUAUGACUCAAUCUUAGCUAUACUGAGGGAAGCAAAAUCAAUGAAUGUGCUA